AUGGAUCUAUUCCGCAGAGGAGAGCUGGGGCUGCUGGGAGGAGGAGAGGGGCUGAGGGAUGACGUGGGCGUUUCUGGGAUCAGCUGGUCGGCCAAUCGGCUGCCAGAGGACAUGUACCCGGCGUCAGGAUUGGCCCUGGCCGCCGCCUAUCAUGACAUAAAGACCCGGCUUGCAAGUCUGGAGAGGGAGAACAGCAGCAUCAAGAGGAAGCUCAAACACUACGAGGUCAAGUUUCCUAUGAUCAGUGAAUUUGGAGAGGAGAGAAUAAUGUGCUGUUCCUGUGAGCCCAUCAUCAAGGAUGCCAGUGUAAUCCAAUCAGAGACCACCAACCUACAACAGAGGAUCAACUCUCUCACUCAGGAGCUGCAGAAGAGCAAGGAGAGAGAGGAGAGGCUGGAGGAGGUCAUUCAGGCUUAUGAGAAGAUUCACCUGGAGAAAAGCAAUGUCCAGAGAGACCUAGAUAAGAUGACAACUCUGGCAGAGCAGCACGUGGAGCGGAUCCACAGUUUGGAGUCGGCUCUCAGACAGAGAGAAACAUCCCUGCAGAAGCUCAGCGCUCAACUCCGCAGCAAAGACAAACAUCCGUCUCAGCUGCACACGAGCCUGGACGUGCCCAGAGAGGGCCGUGGGCCAACGCUACAGAGCUCGCGCAGUCUGGACGCCCUGUCAGACCUGAAGCUGCAGCGACUGGAGGCUGAACUGGAGGGGGCGCGGCACCAGGCCGAGGGAGCCUGCCAGAGGGAGAAGGAGCUGAGGGCAGAGCUUCAGAGGCUGCAGCAGGAGGUGGCCCAGCUACAGGAAGCACAGAGACAGUCACAGGACUUGUCCCCACACUGUGAGCACUGUGAUGUCGAGUGGAUAAAGAAAGCCGGGGACGAACAGGUGAACCUGGCGUUAGCCUACACUGAGCUGACAGAGGAGCUGGGCCGAGUUCGCAGUCUGGCCGUGAAACAGAGUGACCUUCUGCGACACGUGUCACAGGAGCCUGUCUCUCGUCCUCCCCCUCCUCCUCAGCGUCUCUCGCCCACCUCCCCCCAACGUCCUUCACUGUCCCCUGACAGGCUCCUCCCCACCACCUCUCCUCCUCUGUCCCCAAGUGAGGGCCCCGCCUCCUACUCCCAUCAGCCAACCAGCAGCCGCCUGCGGGCAAAGUUUCAGGGUCGGCGUAGUUACUCGGAGGUGUCUGACCCGUCAGCCAUCCAGAGACACCCGGCUCGCCUGAUGAGGGAUCCAGUGUCCACCCUACCCAAGCCCAGGUCUCUCCUGGGGGAGAUGCAGGGCUACGGCCACAACGCACCUCAGCUCCGGACCUCCUUGGUGGGCCUGGUCAGACCAGCCUCGGCUCACGGAGCUGGAGGGGAGAGAGGAGGGGGAGGGGGAGGGGAGAGAGGUGGGGGCAGCAGUCUGAGCAGCAGUCCUCAUCACUGUGCUCUGGACCUAGGCUUCCCUCUGGCUGCUGAGGUACAUCACUUCUGUCGCCUUGACGACCCGCCGGAGCCCACCCCGCUGGUGACACCACCACAGUCCUCUGAUGAUGAAGAGGAUGUAUGUACAUAUUUACCCCCCGCUGCCAGCCCGCCUCAGACACUUGGCGCAAUUGGGAUCGGCUCGUCGUCUCCUAGGGAACAGCCCCUACACCCCUCAUUCCCGUCUCCUAGGAAACAGCCCCACCAUCCCUCUUUCUCGGCCCCUGAGGGUCCCGCUACCCUCUCCUGCCAUCUGCCUCCCUACAUGAACACUGAGCAUGCUCAGUCAUGGCCAUCCAUUAACCUUUGGAUGGAGUCGGAAGAGAGUGCUGUUCGUAGCUGUCCUCUGUGUCAGCUGACCUUCCCAACUGGUUACCCUGACGAUGCCCUGAUCAAACACAUCGACUCCCACUUGGAGAACAGCAAGAUCUGA
Chelmon rostratus (copperband butterflyfish) is the source of this 1899-nucleotide messenger RNA. RefSeq names its product TANK-binding kinase 1-binding protein 1-like. Gene Ontology annotation, biological process: canonical NF-kappaB signal transduction. Lineage: Eukaryota; Metazoa; Chordata; Actinopteri; Chaetodontiformes; Chaetodontidae. Bases 1 to 1899 code for a protein of 632 amino acids. The record is from RefSeq and is a predicted model, not a curated record. Gene Ontology annotation, cellular component: cytoplasm. The transcript is spliced from 12 exons.